GAGCGCCAGAACGAAGGCAGGGCUCGCUGCGUGCUCGCCGCACCCACCAUGGCCUCUCGCAGCGCGGGCACCCUGCUGACCGAGUUCAAUGCCGCCUACGUGCCCCCCGCCCUCAUGCCCGGGUACCAAGGCCAUGUUCCCGGUGUGGCCUUCUCCUUCGGCUGCCCGUACGGCACCGCUACCCUCAAGUACUUCCAGGACCACCGCAACGCAGCCCUGGAGAAGGGCCACACUCCCUUCAGCAAGGGCGGCCACUUCCCAACCCUCUUCUCCGCAAACCCCAACAUCAUGCUGAGUAACCGCUCCCGCACCCGGGACCGCUGGCUGCACACCCCCACCUAUACCCGCUUCAACCUGGACAAUGACCGCUCCACCCAACUCACCUGCUUUUACCAGAUGGCACAGAAGCAUCGGAAGUACUAUCAAGACAAGACGGGCAUGGUGCUCCGGGUCCCCUAUUUCGUGCUGCCUGUGAAGGAGUGGGAACGGUACCCCAUCCCCACCGACCUGCCUCCUCUGAGCCCGAAGGAUAAGUGGCACCUUUUAAGACUAUGCCCUGAGAACAUGAAGACCUACCAGACGUUCCCAUCGGGGAAGAGGGUCUCCUCACAGGAGCGGCAGAAGAGAGACUCCUACUUUGAGUUCAGAGCAUGACGCCUGACAGCCGUGGUCCUGGCCAGGUUGGCUCUUUGGAAUAAAAUCUUAAGCCAUGACCAUCCCAUGCUCCUCUCCUCUGAGCCCCAGGAGCAUUUGGUUACAGCAGGACAACGCCCAGGGGUCACACAGCACUGUGUCAUAAGGGCUGUGAAAAGCUCAGCUCAAGGGGUUCAAGCCAAAAAAGUGCAGUUGUCAGUGACCUGUGGGGCUCACCCACCUUUCCCCCUGAGGUGGUGGAGGUAGAACUGAGGACUUUAGGGAUCCUGAGUUGUGGUGGCAGGUCACCCAGAUAGGAGAUACCUUCCAUCUGCUUCCACUGGUAUAAUUGAGGAAGGCCCAUUAUCCCACAUCUGAGAAUGAAGGUGAAGUGACCCCAGGACAAUUGCAUAUGCAAAGGAAUUCCUGUUUGAGCUUGGCUCAGCAUUAGUUAGUCCACACAAUAACCUGUAACAGAAGUGUUAUUGAUAAAGACACUGAGACUCAGAGAAGUUGAGAAAGUUGUCCAAGCUCACACAGCUUGGAAGUGGCACAGCCAGGAUUUGAAUCCAGGUCUGUCUGAAUCCCAAGCUCUGAUUUUUCCACUCCACACCCUGCUUGUGGUCCAUGUGGUGACUGAUAUGCAGGAAUGAUACAGCCCUUGGGAUCCUGAAGGACCCUGUGGUGCCGGGGAAAAGCACACAUUUCUGCCUUCUGCCCACACUGGCAUGGACGAGCUGGUUUGGCAUCUACCCCUGGGACUAUUUCUAGAAGGGGACAGGAGGGAGUCACCCAAGACUAAGCCACUCUUCAAGGAAUCUCUGUUUCAGGAGCCUCUAGGCCAGAAGUGGACACCGGAAAAGGGUUCCGAGGUCACACACCUGAGGUGGCCUGGGAAGGCCAAGUUCUAGAGUGUUUAUUCUCAUCAGGCUAUUGUUUCCCACUUCCUGGGAGGCCUCCUGCCUGCUGGGACAGGGGACAGGAUGUGGGUGACAGUCCCUCAGCGGACAGGAUCUGGGAUGGGGACCUCAGGCCAGGUGUAUACCCACACUACAGGAGUUCUUCAAUAUUCCAGCACUUCCUGGAUUUAAUCAAGGGACUCACCCCUGCAUGGUGAGUCAGGACCUAAAAGCAAGGGGACCACUGAAGGUUCAAGUACAUGAGGGUGAAACAGCCCUUCCCCUCUGAGCCAUCCUCAGUUAGACUCCUCCCCGCAGGACGCUGUAAAUAAGAAAACCUUGUGCCCAUCAGGUAGGCAUCCCCCAUCAGGGGCUUCUCCUGUGUCUCAGUCUCUGACCAGCUGGACCCCAAAGGGUCCCUGUGAGGGCCAAACUCAUUCCAGGGCUUGGCCGAAUAACAAAGCCAAUAAAAUGAUUGCUGGUCACCCACUGUCACAUCCCAAGGGCCUGGGGGUGCCACGUGGGGCCAAAAUGUCUUCUCCCUCAACCAGGGCUGGGAAACCGCGUGCCACCUGGAAUGACCGCUA
This is a messenger RNA of Rhinolophus ferrumequinum (greater horseshoe bat), 2119 nucleotides long. It is a transcript of the gene CIMIP2C, whose product is annotated as family with sequence similarity 166 member C. The record is from RefSeq and is a predicted model, not a curated record. Lineage: Eukaryota; Metazoa; Chordata; Mammalia; Chiroptera; Rhinolophidae. The transcript has 4 exons. Bases 49 to 654 code for a protein of 201 amino acids.